This is a messenger RNA of Pecten maximus, 1859 nucleotides long. RefSeq lists its product as uncharacterized. The record is from RefSeq and is a predicted model, not a curated record. Gene Ontology annotation, biological process: homologous chromosome pairing at meiosis; spermatogenesis; DNA recombination. Bases 96 to 932 code for a protein of 278 amino acids. The transcript has 5 exons. Lineage: Eukaryota; Metazoa; Mollusca; Bivalvia; Pectinida; Pectinidae. Gene Ontology annotation, cellular component: lateral element.
UGAAGGUAUUGUUCAAUCUAGGACUGUCAGACAAUAGAAGAUCAAAAGCAGCGUAUUAGGGAAUCAAAAAUCCACUCGUUCAGGAAGUACGGUUAAUGAAGGUAUGUGUGGCGGUAGCAUGCUGUGCCAUGAAGCCAAAGAACACGUCCGUCCGUACCUUCACAGAGGGACUCUGUACUACAUUCCAUAAAGCCAACCAACAACUUCACCACAAACACUCUUCUCUGGAGGCAGAAAUUCUCCAUCUGCGUCAACAGAUCGCCAUCAGUUCCAUGUCGUCACAGGAAACAAUUCAUACCCAGGACGAGUCGCGAGCUGGUGAUGCCGUGUUGUUCCCUACACCACCAUUAUCUGGUAGAGAUAAACAGGAGGGAGCCGUGGUGGAGGGGAGUGACCUUGACAGUCUCCAUAGAAACACACAGUUCUUACAAAGUGUAAUAAACAUACAACAGGUAACAAGACAAGCAUCACAAACAGGCCUACUUGGUGAUGGAGAAAAAAAUAAUUCAACUUCUGAAACAAAAUUGAAAUCACUGACUAGUUUAAAUCAAGCAACAGUUGUCAAAAGCUUACAGACAAUCCUGAAAUGUGUACAAGAUCAGACAUUCACGGUGUCUAUAAAGUCCCUACAACACUGUAUACAGUGUGUGGUGCAACUGAUGGAUCAGCUACCAGCUCUGAUGUCAAACAUCCCUAUUGUCUCCAUCAUCAAGGACAUACUUAGAUGUCUGGUAAAAGACAUAAUCCAGGAGGACGCCUCCCAUUCACAGCCAAACACUAGACAACAGAGUACAAAUCUGGUACUUGGGUUCUCGAAACCACCUGUAACAAGAAUUACCCAGGAAGUUCUUGUGGAGGAGAUCCAAAAGUUUUCGCAACAUUUACAAGAUGUUUGUCAAAAUGCCAACCCUUUGCAGGGUAUCGUGGUUUGAAAACAUUGUAUAUAUUAUCAAACUGCUGCAGACUGCUUUGGGAGAAGACUGCAGCAGCCGAGUGACUAGAGACCAUGACAGACUACAGGGACUAAAGGACAAGUUAGAGGAUUCACUUCUACAUGUGACACACAAAUUCCCACUGUACGCACACUCAAUAUGGAAUGUAUGUGGACAACUAGAACUGCAGCUGCAAAAAUACAGUGUUUGAAAUGCUACUUCAAUGGUAGAGUUCUUCUCAUGGAAUAUAACGCUCCAACAGUACAAAGUUCUGUUCCUCUCAGAUGUACAUGUAGUUAUGAAUGGCUCUCAGGAUUGUUUUACCACGAGUUUGAGUUUCUACAUAGGAGUUUCUUCAUAGAACACCACAAGUAUAUACACCACAUGUACACACACAAAAUGUCUUGCGGUAAAUUUGAAAAUGAAGAAAUAUUGACCUGAAAUUUAUACAUUUUGCUGUAUACUUUCACAAUGGAAAAUGCUUUUUGUGCAAAUACAAUAUGUAAUGUAAUGGACCUAAGUUGAUUAGAACUGCAUUGAUUUAUUUUAAUUGAUCAGUUUUAUAAAUACUGUACAUGUAUGUAAAUCAUUAAUGCCAAUGUGAGAUUAUCAACAUAUUUACAUAUCAUAUAUAAUAAUAAAUUCUUGGUGUAAUAUUAUGUGAUAAUGCUUCAGGACCCUUGUGUCAGUGUGUUUUGUACAUGGAAAUGCUUCAUACAGGUAAAUGUUGUGAUAUGAUCUUUAGAGGAGAGCCUGCCUGACAACUCUUCAUAAAUUGAUGUUUACAAGUUUCAAUAUUUGACACAAAAGAUACAGUGUAGAUAUAUAUAUAUAUAUAUUUCACCUAUAGCUUUGUUUUCUAUGCCUUGUCAAACAUACCCAACAACUCUCUUGUGCUGUAAUGAGAAAAUUAAAAAAUAAAUACUG